Ictalurus furcatus (blue catfish) is the source of this 4060-nucleotide messenger RNA. RefSeq names its product TraB domain containing (gene trabd). The record is from RefSeq and is a predicted model, not a curated record. The transcript has 10 exons. NCBI's taxonomy places the organism in Eukaryota, Metazoa, Chordata, Actinopteri, Siluriformes, Ictaluridae. The coding region runs from base 398 to 1477 and encodes 359 amino acids.
GUUCACACAUCUGGUAGGAUUAUGUUUGGUCUGGGGGAACAUAAUUUCCUAAAGGUUACACAAAUAAUGACACAAUAAUCACAAUUCUGAGAAAUAGCCCUUUUUAUACUUGAUCUGUUUCUAUUUCCAUGAAAAUUCAUCCCGCAGUGGUAUGUGUGUAUGUGUAUAUAUACACACCUCAGUAUUUACACGUUUAUAUGCUCUCAGUGGCUCUUACUCAGUUUUACUUGCCCUUACUUCUAACUUUAGCUUUUAGGUCGAAGUUUUGUGAAUGUUCUCCACCACAUCAUUUUGUAAAUCUGACUUAUGAACACUACAAUACCCAGAAAUCAUUCAAUGGGCGGAACCUGAGACCGGUCUGUCAUAACUGAGGAUUAGUUUUAUUUGACGUCGCUCCAUGGACCAGGACAAUAAUUCAGAGGAGGAAUCUGUCGGUAUAUCAGAGGAUGACGCACAGAAUCGCUAUUCACUUGAACUCUCGGACAUGGAGGCGGUUGAAGUGUUGUGGAAGAUGCGGGCUCAGAGGAGGCAGACCAACCCUGACCUCCCUGACACUGUGACUCGGCUCACUACACCAGAGGGCAGUGUGGUCUAUCUGGUGGGCACGGCUCACUUCAGCGACAGCAGCAAGAAAGAUGUAACUACGACAAUCCGUGCAGUGCAGCCAGAUGUGGUGGUGGUGGAGCUGUGCCAGUACAGAGUGUCCAUGCUAAAGAUGGAUGAAAAAACGCUGCUCAAGGAGGCCAAGGACAUCAACCUGGAGAAGGUCCAGCAGGCCAUCAAACAGAAUGGCUUGAUGUCGGGCCUCAUGCAGAUCCUGCUGCUAAAAGUCUCUGCUCACAUCACUGAGCAGCUGGGUAUGGCGCCUGGAGGAGAGUUUAGAGAAGCCUUCAAAGAGGCAGGUAAAGUCCCUUUCUGUAAGUUUCACCUCGGGGACAGGCCAAUCCCUGUGACGUUCAAACGUGCCAUUGCUGCUUUGAGCUUGUGGCAGAAAGCACGGCUUGCCUGGGGCUUGUGCUUCCUGUCUGACCCUAUCAGUAAGGAGGACGUAGAAAAGUGCAAACAGAAGGAUCUGCUGGAACAGACGAUGUCAGAGAUGAUUGGCGAAUUUCCCGCAUUGCACCGCACCAUUGUUGCAGAGCGAGACAUCUACCUCACCCACACGCUCAGACAGGCGGCUCGCUGUGUUGAGGCGCCACCUAAUGGCCAGAAAGUGCCUGCUGUGGUGGUGGGAGUGGUUGGAAUGGGCCAUGUUCCUGGAAUUGAGAAAAACUGGGAUGAAGAGCUUAAUAUUCACGAGAUCAUGAGUGUGGUGCCACCGUCGCGAUUUGGCUGGGUGUUGCGUACUGUGAUGAAAGGGGCCUUGCUUGGUGUUCUGGGAUAUGCCUGUUACCGUGCCGGAGGGUGUGUGGGGAGGGCGUUUCUCUCCCUACCUGCUGUCCAAACGCUGGAGAAUAUACGACCGCCUCCUGCCUGACCUAGAUCUUCAACAAAGACUUAAAUAAACAGUAUAUAACACGAAACACCAUUUGCCUUAAGAUGAGAGAUGGGGCGGCUAAGAGGGUAUGAUAUGGCUCAUACUCUCUAAAACAUAAACUGGGAUUUUGGAACGGGGGAACUUGGAGCAGACCCAGUAAUCGCCCAUCUCUUAACAUUGAGCUCCUGCAAACAUGGAGCUGUACUGCCAAAAAAAACUCGGACAGUACUUCCUGUUCCCUUUCACUAUUUUCCCAUUUUCUUACACUUUAAUACAAGACAGUACUGUUUCAGUAUAGCAUGUGUACUUCCUUUGGAUUUUGUUCUGACAUUUUAAAUGAUAAUGUGGAAAGACAAAAGUGUGAAAUUAUUGAAUGCCUUGGAGUUUAUAUACAUGUCUCAAUUUAGGUAGCAGAGCCAUGGAUAUGCAACAUAAAAUCCCAAUGUUCUAUAGUUUAGUAGAGAUUGCUGUCAGUGCUAAAGUAAACACAUAAUUGAUGAAAUUUUCCAAUUCUACCAUUGCAUAAUUAAUCAUUUAAUAAUUUUAUAGAGUACAAAGUAAAAGUAAAUACACGUUUCAUAUUGUAAGAGGAUUUUACCAAAGCAUGCUUUGCUUUUUUUCAAGGUUUGAAGGUUUAUCAUGAACUGAGAGAAGAUUCCAGUGUUUGCACAUCUGCUGUAAAUGCUGUUUCUUUAACUGUAGGAUAAUGUUUUUUUCCUAAAUCAUUUCCUAAAGGUUACACAAAUAACUGUCACAGACACAGUAAUCACAAUUCUGAGAACUAGCCCUUUUUAUACUUGAUAUAUUUCUAUUUCCAUGGGAAAAUUCAUCUUGCAGUGGCAAUAAAGAAUGCCAAAAUUAAUGGAGGACUAUAGUCUCACAAGCUAUACCUCUAUGAGCAGAGCGUCUGAGACUACUGAAGCACCACUUCAGCGGUACCUGUAGUACUCCUUAGAGUGUGGGGUUAAACAAAAGCGAAGCAUGCAAGAAGCAUGUUCUAGCUUGAGAUGAAGCUAUGUCCAGGUCAUCUGACAAGUGCCUCCCAUAAUGUUACUUGAAAAAGGGCUAACAAACACAAGCUGACCAGAUCGAUUUGAUCACAUUCCAUCAAAUCAUAAAGAAAUGUGUGGUAUUUGCUCUUAAAUGACACACAUUCCAUCAAAUCAUAAAGAAAUGUGUGGUAUUUGCUCUUAAAUUAUCUGUUUAAUGGAUAGUCCUGAUUGUAGUCCUCUGCUUGAGCCUUUUGUAUUGUUUUAAUAACAUUUGAUUUGCAGACUAAACAUUUGACCAGUAACCAAUAUGAUCAGUCUUGUCAUGCCAUCAUGCGUAAAUAUUCACCCCUCUUGAACUUUUCCAGAUUUUGGAACCAACCAAAAACUGAAAUGAGCUUGGUUGGGAUUUUUACAAUUUGAUUUGCACAAUUUGGUCAUCUGUCAAUUCCCACUCACCAGCCAGCUCCAUCACACAACAGAAGGUGAAGUGAACACGUGCUUCCUCCGAAACACGUGAAGCCAGCCAAUGCAUAUUUUCAAACUGCUGCUCAUGCUGCAUCACAGGGCAGUGUAACACACUCGGAGGAAAGCGCUAUCUGCCCCCUUCCGCAUACAUCACAGGUGCCCAUGAUUGGCUAGUGUCACUGUGAUUGACAAGGGAGAGAGGGCAUGGCCAAUUUUGCUCUGUUGGCUUCCGGCCAUGGAUGGCUAUAUCGAUGGCAGGAUUUAAACUCGCAAUCUCCCGAUGAUGAAACAAAUGCAGUUUGUUGAGUUCAACGGGGGUGAAUACCUAUGCAAGGCACUGAAUGGUAGGGGAAAAAAAACGACACAAUUAAAUGUCUUCUCCUUCAUCUAACUUUUAAAAUGCCUUCAAACUUUGCUGUAAUUAUAUCAUUCUCUGCCUUUUUUAAAUGUACUUUUGUAUCAUUCAUAUAGCAGUAUUAGAAAAUAAUUCACCACUGAUUUAAAGAAAACAAUAUUUUAAAAAAGCAAUAUUACUCACAAAUGUGCUUAAAGUUAACUUUGAUUUUAUUUGACUUCAAAUCGCUUCAAAACUUUUAAAAUGCCUUCAAACUUUGCUGUAAUUAUAUCAUUCUCUGCCUUUUUUAAAUGUACUUUUGUAUCAUUCAUAUAGCAGUAUUAGACAAUAAUUCACCACUGAUUUAAAGAAAACAAUAUUUUAAAAAAGCAAUAUUACUCACAAAUGUGCUUAAAGUUAACUUUGAUUUUAUUUGACUUCAAAUCCCCCCCCCCCCCCCCAAUAAUGUGCAGCAAAUGUCUGUGGUUUAAUGUGUCUCUUUCUAUUGAUUACCGAUGUUCAUUGUAUUAUAUGAGUGGAUAGUAACAGGGAGAUGAGUUGUUGCAUUUUGUUAAUAAGCCCAAUGCCCAACCAAAACAACAGAACAGAACUCCCCCAAUAAAACAGACUUUUUACUAUGGGCUUUUGUUUCCUGUCUCUUGCGUUCUUCUUUUAGAGUUCAGGAGGGGAUUUGGCUAAGUAAGUACUGUGCUGUUCAAGGAGUAAAAAAAAAAGGUCUAAUGUUAGAGCUCCAGUCUUGACUUAUUUAAGACUGGAGCUCUAACUUGACAA